Molecule: messenger RNA, 2210 nt
Organism: Cygnus olor (mute swan)
Lineage: Eukaryota; Metazoa; Chordata; Aves; Anseriformes; Anatidae
Product: regucalcin-like
Exons: 7
Coding region: 728-1630 (300 amino acids)
Biological process (GO): L-ascorbic acid biosynthetic process
Molecular function (GO): calcium ion binding; gluconolactonase activity; enzyme regulator activity
Source: RefSeq, a predicted model, not a curated record
AGGGAGACGGAGCGUGUGGCUAAUUUAGGGCUGUGAUCUCCGAAGCCAUGAACCUAGCGAUAGCGGCAGCUCGGGAACUGUGCCGUAGGGCAGUUGUGGUUGAAGGCUAAUGGAUGGCCGGAGAUGCAGCGGAAAAUAAAUAGGCACAAGCACAAGUAAGCUCCCUGUACCCUUACUACCAUGUUGCAGAGGUUCCUGCACUUCAGUUUGUAUCUCUCGGGUGUCUGACUCGAGUCUCAUGACGGAGCACCCAAUCCCCAAACGGGCUCAGCAGCUGCCGCUCCCUGGCCUUUCCCUGCCGCCUGCCGGUUCCCUCGAUGGGGAGGCUUCCCGGCUUUUGUUUAAUCCCUGCCUUAUUAGCGGCACGUACCUCUCUGAGCAAGGACUUGUGCUGAUUUAAACUGGGGUUGAGCAAGAGCACAAUGACAGGAGAAGCUGUAUCAGGAGAAGCAGCUGCUGUGCCCUGAGGGUUUUUUUUCAUCCUCGUGACCAAAAUCUAUAGUCAUAGGUGAAGCAUAUUUAUGCCCAACCAACCCAAAUAAUCCUUUGCAGGCAAAAGAGCUCUACCUACAUAAAAGCAGGCGGCAUCGACCGCCCAGGGAGCUCCUGCUUCCUGACUGAAGAUCAGGGAGGGACCAGGUCCUUCCUACAAAAGGGCGAAACCACAAGAAGAUAAGCCUUCACUUGAGUUUUGGGCAACGCCAUUGAGUGGGCUAUUGCCGGGGCCAUGGCCUCCUCCAUCAGAAUUGAACCUGUUGUGAAGGAGAAGAACAGGAUGGGAGAGUGCCCGGUCUGGGAGGAACGGGAGGACGCGCUCGUCUACGUCGAUAUUAACUCCCAGAAAGUCUGCCGCUGGAGCGCGGUCACCGGCGAGGUGCAGAGCGUGUCUGUGGAUGCCCGCGUCAGCUCGGUGGCACUGCGGCAGUGCGGGGGCUACGCCAUCGCCCUGGGGACCAGGUUUGCCUUUCUGGACUGGGACACCCAGGCGGUCACCACCAUCCUCGAGCUCGAGCAGGAUAAACCCAACAACAGGUUCAAUGACGGGAAAGUGGAUCCAAAGGGGAGGUUUUUUGCUGGUACAAUGGCUGAAGAGACAGCGCCGGGGGUCCGAGCGAGACGACAAGGGGCUCUCUAUACUCUUUUCCCUGAUCUUUCGGUAAUAAAACAGUUAGACCAGGUGGACAUCUCCAAUGGUCUGGAUUGGUCCCUGGACCACAGGACCUUCUUUCACAUCGACAGCCUGGCAUACGCUGUGCAUGCCUUCAGCUAUGAUGUGCACACUGGAAAGAUCGCCUGCCCCAGGCUCGUGUACCGCUUGGAGGAGGAGGAGGGGAUGCCCGACGGGAUGUGCAUUGAUGCCGAGGGGAAGCUCUGGGUGGCCUGCAUCGACGCCGGGAGAGUGAUCCGUGUCGACCCGGAGACGGGAAAAAGAAUCCAAACUGUGAGGCUGCCGACGCCGAGGAUCACCUCCUGCUGCUUUGGUGGGAAAGACUACGCAGAGCUGUACGUGACGUCUGCCUAUGAUGGGCUGGACGAGGCCACCCUCGUGAAGGAGCCCCACGCGGGAGAGAUUUUCAAGAUAACAGGCCUGGGCGUUAAAGGGAUCCCCCAGAAUUUCUUUGCUGCUUGAACGUUAACACUAAAUAACAAAAAUAACAACUGAGAAGUGCUUGCAUCUUGUAGUAAUUCUGACAAGGAAAAGUCCGAUGAACUACAGAAUUUGUCUGUGUGAGGAUUUCUAAACCCAUGUUUGAGAAGGUGAUUGGAAUUGAAGAUAUUGCUAUACGACAGGUUGGAGAGGUAAAGUUAACGUGUUACAUUUUGAAAUCUUUUGUGACUUCACGUAAAACGCUUCAAGCUCAAGCUUAGGGUGUUUUUGAGCUUUCUGAUGGCCAGCUCUGGAUUUUUGUGUCCGUGUUGAUCCUGAAGCAGAUCUGACUCCCGGUUUGUCUCUUCAUGAUACAGUGAUGGAGCAGCAAUGAUAUGGCAGAUUUUAAUACAUAUUUUGAGUGUGAUGCCUGGAACUGGACUGCUCCUCUGCUGUGGAAUUUCCCCCAUGGUAUUUUCUUAGUGAUCAGACUUAUUUGUAGUAUUCAGGCUCCAAUUUUAGAUCCUUGCUGGCCUGCUUCCAUUUGCUUUGUCACAAAUUUUUCUGUCUUGUCUUUAGGACACCAUUUAUGCACUGAAAAUAAACUAUGCAGCCAUAUUUA